AUGACAAACAAGAAAGAUGCAGAUGGAGACCAAGCAUGCGAUUCACGACUUGCUGCUUUUAUGGCCGUUCAUAUGGUCAAGCAAAUUUUGGACGAUGCAUAUGUUAUUGCAAACUCUGCUAUAGAGUCAGGUCAACCAUGGCGCUAUUUGUCUACAGAGAAAACUGUUAGGCAAUCUGAAACUGACGGUGAAAAUGUAUCGUCUAAAGUCGAACACGAUGUUAUAAAUGAAAAUAAGAUGGAGCUAGUUGCCAAUGAAGUUGUCACAUCAACACCACAAAAAGUUACAGGUGAUCAACUAAAAGUAGAAGGCAGUUUUAUUGGACAAGGAGAUGAAGAUCCAGAAUUACAUCAAAAUGAGUUAACCCAAUCAACUUCAAUGUUUAUUAACUAUCUUUUCGAUAUGAGUGACGUUGAGAAAAUUAUUGAUUCAGAUGACAAUUGUAACGUAAAUAGUAAUUCACAACCUAAUGAGCUGCUCAAGAAAGCCAUGGGCAAGAUAAUGGAUUCGUACGUAAAUACAGCAGUAGGUUUAGCAUCAGAACAACCAACUGAAUCACUUGAUAGUGAAGUUCCUAUCGAAAAGACAUCGAGCGCAGCACAUUCAGAAUAUUCAUUUUUAAGUGAUGCAUUUGCUGCAGACAUUGAUAAAGAUAUUGCAUUCUAUAUACCUGAUGCCGGAGAUCCAAUUGAAUGCGAGGUAUCACAUGUUGUUCCUGAAGUAAAAAUAAAAGAGAUAAAUAAUGAAAACCCUGAAGAAUGCAAAGCCAUGAUCGAAGCUGCUCAAUUUGAAAAAGCUUAUCUCUCUCUAAACCGGGACGAUGAACAGGGUUCUGAAGAUGAUGGUAACGUAAUAUUAGAAGAUCCAAAAGGUAUGACUCUCCAGGAAGUAGAAUUGAUGACAGCGAAUACCUCUAACGAGGAUUUAUCUACUCACGGUGAACUGACUUCAGACGCUAAAUGUGAAAAAUCAAAGGAGUUAACGGCAACUUCAGCCGUAUCAGCAGUGUCAAAGAAGAGUUUAGUGAGUAAGUGCCGCUCUCAGGGUGCUAGGCUCCUGGCUUGUCUUCGAGGGUGGUGGCGUCGGAGGACACCUGGAAAUCGCAAGGAACAUCAGCAUCGAGUUUCGGGUACUGUUCGUGGCCUAUGCCCCUUGUCACCAGAUGCAAGACGUCGUGCAGCCAGUCUCUUGGAUCAACGUCUUCUUCGACCGCAGUCACCUUCAGGAGGCGGGGUCUGGAAGUUCAACACUGUUAAUGAAGCCUUAGUCAAUUCCUCGCGCUGGAAGGAUUAUACGUUUGAAUUAAAUUCCGACCAAUGUGGAGAAUAUUAA
Messenger RNA from Arctia plantaginis, 1332 nucleotides. Lineage: Eukaryota; Metazoa; Arthropoda; Insecta; Lepidoptera; Erebidae. The record is from the annotation of a GenBank genome assembly.